AUGCAGAUCAUCAACGCCAACAACGCUGUUCUCCUCACUGCCGCUUUGGCAUGCAUGCCCGCUCUCACCGCUGGAGCUCCGAUCACCCAGGAUGGUGCAUUGGCCGGUGCGAGCGAGACUCUCUUCGACACCUCCGAGCUUGAAGCUCGCGCUGGCUCUCUUGCCGACAAUGUCGACUUUGCUGAUGAGCCGCUCUUCGAGGCGAGCGAGCUUGAGGCCCGCGGUGUCUCUCUCGAGCAGGACAAGAAAGAUGCGAAGGCCUUCAUCAAGCUCAAUUCUCGUGACAUCGGCGAUGAUGCCAAGGCUGUCAUCAAUGGUGCUAGCGACCCUGUGAAGAAGUUAUUCGCCGCCAUUCUCAGGCUCUCUGCAAAAGAGGGGUCGCAGCUUGCUCAGGGACUUGGUGUGCCGAUCGCUAGUGCUGCUCUCAACAUUGCCGCGAAUGCUGGCGCCAACGCUCUCUCGACACGCGAGCCUGAGCCACUGCUGCCCUUCCUCGCCUUGGGAGUUCCCCUUUUCCAAGGCUUGCUUAGAUUCGGCCUCAGGACGGGCCUCAAUGUAGCCAAGCAGGGCGCGAGAGAAGGCGUCAGCCAAGGCGUGCAGGCUGGCAUCAACAAGGUGCAGAACAAGAAUACUCGUGCACUCCCCACUGACGAUGAUUUCUUCGGCGAUGAGGAGGAAUUGGCCUCGGAGGGUACGCUGAUGGAGCGUGGCCUCGACCUCUCGAGCAUCACCAAAGGCGCCAGUCCCGCCGUGGUGGCAGUUUUCAAGAUGCUUGGUAACCUCACGAAGGCGGAAGCUCAAAGGCUUGCCCAAAAGCUCAACAUUCCCGGCCUUUCCGAACUUGUGGGAAAGGUCCCGAUUCCCACUCGCGGCCUCGAGGCUCGGGACAACGAUGGCGAUGACAUUGACGUAGACUCCGGGUACUAUGCAGACAUGCAGGAGCUCGCCGUUCGCGCCCUCGACCCCAAAACCAUCCUUGAUAAUGUCGGCCCAACCGGAACGAAGAUCUUCAAUAGCUUGACCAACCUCUCCCCCGAAGAAUUGGCCAAGCUCGCCAAGAAACUCAAUUUGCCCCAGGUCGAGGCGUUGGCCCUAGCUGCAGCAGGCGCUACCGGUAACGCGCUGAGCCAGCGCGACCCGAGAUUCGGAGGAUUUCUCAGAAUUGUUGCCCCGAUCUUCAAGAAGCUCCUUAGUAGCGCUAUAAGAACUGGCACCGAACAAGCUGUCGGUGCAGCUACACAGCAGCGCGAUGUUCCAGUCGACGAGUCUCUCGAAUCCGCCGAUGAGGUCGAGAUGGAUGAGCUUUUGACCCGUAGCACCGCUAAUCCCUUCGGUCAAAUUGCCAAGGGUUCCUCCCAGGCUACUGUGGACGUUCUGAAGCAAUUUGCUGAGUACAAGAAGGCAGAUGCCCUCGCAGAUGCAAAGAAGCUUGGCCUUGCAGCUGUACCGACCUCAAAAGCAACUCGCGAUGUCUCUGCUUCUGAAGCUGGUGGCCUCUUCGACGAUGAGAUGGAAGAGGAAGAGCUGGCGACUCGUGACUUGGAGGCACGCGGGCCAGCUAUCAGUGCAGCAAUCCAGUCUAUCAUCGACAAAGCCCCCGCCGCCGUCCGACCAAUCCUCAGCGCAGCUGCUAAGCUUCCAUUUCCGGAGAAGAAGAAGAUCGCGGAGAAGUUCAACCUGCAUUUCGCGAACAAGGUCCAAGCUCGUGACCCCAAGUUCAAACUGCGCCUUCCCUCAACGCCUAAGACCAAUACUCCCUCCACCAAGCCUGACACCAAGCCUGACACCAAGCCCGACACCAAGCCCGACACCAAGCCCGACACCAAGCCUGACACCAAGCCCGGCGACCGGAACGGCCCCAAAACCAGCUUUGGUGACCGGCUUUUGCAUGGUCUGGACACCGGCCUUGCCAUCAUGGAUGUUGUCAGCCAGCUUACCGGCGGGAUGAACGGACUCGUCAUUACUGCUCUCGGCGACAUCUUCGCACAAAUGCCCGCCCAGUAA
Messenger RNA from Dissoconium aciculare CBS 342.82, 2004 nucleotides. RefSeq lists its product as uncharacterized. The transcript has a single exon. The record is from RefSeq and is a predicted model, not a curated record. NCBI's taxonomy places the organism in Eukaryota, Fungi, Ascomycota, Dothideomycetes, Mycosphaerellales, Dissoconiaceae. The coding region runs from base 1 to 2004 and encodes 667 amino acids.